Plenodomus lingam JN3 is the source of this 318-nucleotide messenger RNA. RefSeq lists its product as uncharacterized. The record is from RefSeq and is a predicted model, not a curated record. NCBI's taxonomy places the organism in Eukaryota, Fungi, Ascomycota, Dothideomycetes, Pleosporales, Leptosphaeriaceae.
AUGCACAGACAUAUCGAUCUGGACAUGAGUCUUGAGUCAGGGGAGAUUGUCGAGUUUAUUUUCCAAAGGGCCGUCUGCCGUCUGGUGGCUGGCCCGACUUGCCAUGAGGGGCGCGAGGAGGACAAGCAUGGGGAAGUUGUGUGGCUGGAGGCGCAGGAGGAUCGUGCACGCUACGUCAUGCGCGUGGCGCCAUGGACAUGCCUGUGCAAAUCCACUGAUUCGGCAAGCCUCGUGAUGGUUCGUGAGGUGGAUGAGGUGGAUUUUUGCGCAAUGGAUGUGGUCAUGCCAUGUUUGUGUUUGCUUGGGAGCGAGCAGUAG